CCUAGCUUCAACCUCUUUCGGGCUAUUCCCACAAUGUCCGACUGGUCACCGCCACCGGCGACGACCGCCCUUGAUAUCCUCCCCACCUUGCAAGAAGCAUCCCGAAUCAUACCGCCUGAUACCGUUUAUUUGCACAGCAAAAAAGUCACAUCAGAUGAUGAUGAUGAUGAUGAUGCGCCCAUUGCUCUACAGGCAGUUGCAGAAGAACAUGAUCCAUGGGUUCCGAUGCUACCAUCACUCAAUUAUUCGCUAUACGGACGGCGUUCCCGUAUCGCCCGCUUCGCGCUCUACGUUUUCAUUGACAGUCUUGUACUCCCCGUAGGGCUCUACUUUCUCUUGUGGUAUGGGUUUGGGCCAGGUAACCCGCUUUACCAUCCUUUGAGCGCAUCCACAGCGUUGACCAUUGUCACGGCUGUGAUCGGCGGCACAAGCAUCUGGGAGUUACUUCUGAGAGCUUGGAAGUUGGCCAAGAGAGAUAGCGAUUGUCGACCUGUUGGGUCCUCGUGGUGGCACUUCGACUGGUUCGAAUGGUGGUUCGCCUUCACUUGGAUACUGAUUAUUACUGAAGUCUCUGUGGCGUUCGUCCCCGAUGAGCCAGACAGACGCAUGCUCGCGAUGCCUCUGCCUACCGUUUUAGCGGUAUUCGGCACCUCGUGCAUCAUCAUAGAUGUCCUGCGGUAUUUCUCUGUCCCCACGCCGAUUCGAGUUUCCUCCAUGCCGAGAGGCGUACAGCUACGCCCGGGCAUCUAUCCUCUUGUUGAAGAUAUCUGCAGUGUGGACGGUUCUGGAACGACGGAAUUCCGUCAGAAUCUAAAUCGUCGAUACGCCGCCAGCCACAUAUUUCGCGUCAUGUUGCGGCGACUCUCGCUCUUUUGGGGGAUAGGCGCCGAGUGCUGUGCUGCUGUGACUAUGGGGUUAAUCUUCGGGCUCGACGAUGAUCUGGAGGAUUACGCAUUCGCAAUUGGAUGGGCUUUGCCUUUCAUCUGGGCAGGGCCUUGGGCCAUGGCUACGAUCUACUACGUGAAGAGAGAGCUGAGAGAGGAGACAAGGCUGUGGGGCUUGACUUGAUGGAAAUGAAAUCAAAGCAUCGAUGUCAUCUGUACAUGAUCAAAAAGAUGCUUGUGCUAUGUAGGAGCACGCAGAGUUCUAAUGUUGUUCAAACACAUAGAGAGUUCGACCGUUUCUCGGCCUCGAGGCUAGGCCAGUUAAGGCUUAGAUCGGAUUCCUAGCACUCUGGCCUCCAGCUUCAUGUUCGCACGACACGUUAUUCAGACGGAUCAAUGCAUCUAAUUUUUUGAGGACACGAAACCACAUCUGAAGCGGAAAGAUUGAUUCCUGCAUACCGGUCCUGGU
Molecule: messenger RNA, 1353 nt
Organism: Periconia digitata
Lineage: Eukaryota; Fungi; Ascomycota; Dothideomycetes; Pleosporales; Periconiaceae
Source: the annotation of a GenBank genome assembly